GUCGCUCUACUAGUCUUGUGUCUCUAUGGUCACAGAACGGUUGGGGGGAGGGUAAAAGGAAGUAGUCUGGCGCAUGCGUACUGGAGACAAAGAAGAGGAAGACGGGCGAGUAAGACGCUGCGCCGUGAGAGGGCGAAAAGGGAGCGAAGGCGACUGUUACCGCCGUUUCCUUCAGGAUGUGGAAACUGGUUCCAAGCGCCGAGCCCAGUCCAGGUGAACCACAUCGACUUUUAAUUGGCAUCGAGUAUGUUGUUGGACGCAAGAACUGUGCCAUUUUAAUUCAAGAUGAUCAAUCAAUCAGCCGAAGCCAUGCAGUUCUUUCUGUUAGUCAUCCUCCAGUUAAUCUUAGUCAGACAUCUACGUUUCCUGUAUUAACACUAAAAGACACUUCCAAAUAUGGUACCUUUGUUAAUGGAGAAAAACUACCAAGUGGCAGUUCCAGAAAUUUGCAGUCUGGUGACAGAAUCACUUUUGGAGUCUUUGAAAGCAAAUAUAGAAUAGAAUAUCAGCCCUUGGUUGUGUGCUCUUCGUGCUUAGAUCUCUCACAAAAAAAUCUCCUGAAUCAAAACGUCCUGCAGCUGGGAGGCCAUGUAGUGAGUGAGUGGAAAGAAGAAUGUACUCAUCUUGUCAUGGUCUCAGUCAAAGUUACUGUGAAGACAAUAUGUGCAUUGAUUUGUGGCCGACCAAUUACAAAGCCAGAAUAUUUUGCUGAAUUAAUCAAAGCUAUUCAGACCAAACAACAGUUACCUAAGCCUGAAAGUUUUCAUCCUCCAGUUGAUGAACCAACUAUUAGGAAUGAAAAAUUAGAUCUGGCUGUGUGUUCUGCAAGAAGAGUAAUCUUCAGAGGGAAAAUUUUUUUGUUUCUGUCUGCUAAGCAGUAUGCAAAACUGAGUCCAGCCAUCACACUUGGAGGAGGAGAAGCGAAACUGAUGACAGAAAGAACAGAAUAUACGGCUUCUUUAGCAGCUCCUCAUAUUUGUGUUAUUGAUGUGGGCUUCACAGGCUCUCUUUCUGACUCGGGGAGGAGAUUGAUUGAUACUAUCUUAACAGUGUUGGAAAGGAAAAAAUAUAGAACAAUCUCAGAGGCAGAAAUUGGUUUAGCAGUUAUUUUUGCAUCCACAGAGCGGUACUGUAAUCCUCAAGCUUCUCUUGACACAGGAAUUUCUUCAUCAUCAAUUGGUACGCAGCCAAGUCUUUCUCAGAAGGCAUUGGUGGAGGAGACUGUAAAGCCUACUGCCACAGGUGAUGUCAUGGCAUAUGUAACGGAUGCAGAGCUGAUGGACACAUGCAUGGAAAUGUUUGAAAGUCAUCAAGAAAUGCCUCUUCAAGAUCAGAAAGGCAAAAUAGAUCCACUGGACAGAACUACUGUAAAGGAGACUCCAGCAGGAACUGGUACUGUAAACAUGGGAUCGGCCACAACCAAGCUGAACAGGCAGCCUUGGACUGAGCAGAGCAGUUUAUCAUUCUCACCUUCUAAAACUCCAGGUUAUGGGAGAAACAGAGAAAUCAGUUCACAGCAUCAAUCCAAUUCAAUUAAAAAUUACUUCCAAGCAACUACGAAGAAAAGGGAAAGGAAGGAGGAAGGAGAAACAUCAGUAUCAAAGUAUGUGAAGGUAGAUGAGAAAUCAUCCCAAGCUUCCAUUCGUACUCAGCUCGUAACAUCUUUGCCCUUGGAAAACAAAACAGAAGAAUCGCAAAAGGGACAAUGUACUCUGGAUCAGAAAAUGUACCAGUCUUCUGUAGACAUGACAACAAAGUCUGUGAUGGAGAGCAGCAAAUCAGAAGGAAAAAAUCCUAAUGAAAAUAUUCCUACUAGAAAAUCUGCAACAAAAAAGAGAAAAGAAUUGGAUAAUUUAGUCGAAGAUGCUGCUUCAUUAGAGCUUGUUUUUGCGACCAAAGAGUUAGACUGGGAAGAAGACCUAGAAGAUGGUGAUGGAAAAAGUGGUGGUAUGAAGAAAAAAAGGAAAGUAGAAAUUAAAGGGAAUGGUUUUCAAGAAGGAAGUUCUGAAAGAGGCACUGUGAAGCUAUUGCAAGAAAAUGAACAGGCCCUUCCAGCUUCAGUCCAGAAACAAGAGAUUAAAAAAGAAUCGACAUAUAGUACAAGAAAUGAAUUGCAUGAUCCUGAUGCAUUUGCAAGUGAUGGCAGCCAUCUUCCCAGCAAGCUUUUACUGACUGAAUUUAGAUCACUGGUGGUUAGUCAGUCAAGGAGAGGUGUCGCUGAUUCCACUGCAAAAACAAAUUAUGGACAUCUAUACAACUUCAAAAAAUUUAAAAAGGUUCCUUAUCCUGGAGCAGGACAGUUGCCGCACAUUAUUGGGGGAUCAGAUCUGGUAGCUCAUUAUGCUAAAAAGAAUUCUGAAAUGGAAGAAUGGCUGAGGCAAGAAAUGGAGGAACAGAGUCGGCAUGCAAGAGAGGAGUCACUUGCUGAUGAUCUCUUCAGAUAUAACCCGCAUAUAAAAAGAAGAUAGCUGUCUCUUGAUUUCAAUUUACUGCAGAGAAUAAACUUGUUUGGCUUCCUUGCUGGCUAUACAUUGUAGCACCAAAAGGUUCAUUUCACAUUGCUCAUACCUAUGAGAACCUGUAAAGAAGAGACAUCUCUUGGUUGCAAACUCUUUAACAGUACUUGAUGCAAACAAGUUACAGUUUAAAGUAUUUAAAAUGCAUGUCACAAUUUAGGAGCAUUAUUUUGGAUGCAAACAUUGCUUUAUAAAAAAAAUCUAGCAAAAAGUGUUUCUUUUUUAAAAGAACACUUGUUUUACCUUUUUCUUUUUUGAUAUGCCUUGCACAAUACUGAAAUAAGGACUAUAUAAACAUUUUAUAUAAACAUUUGAUUUGGAAUUUGUAGCAUGGAUUUUCAGAUUUGUUUUCUGCAUUACUUCUUUGCCAAAUUAAAUUUUAUUGGGAUGUA
This is a messenger RNA of Heteronotia binoei (common prickly gecko), 2908 nucleotides long. It is a transcript of the gene NBN, whose product is annotated as nibrin. The transcript has 16 exons. Gene Ontology annotation, molecular function: damaged DNA binding; protein binding. NCBI's taxonomy places the organism in Eukaryota, Metazoa, Chordata, Lepidosauria, Squamata, Gekkonidae. The coding region runs from base 177 to 2468 and encodes 763 amino acids. Gene Ontology annotation, cellular component: nucleus; Mre11 complex. The record is from RefSeq and is a predicted model, not a curated record. Gene Ontology annotation, biological process: double-strand break repair via homologous recombination; mitotic G2 DNA damage checkpoint signaling; telomere maintenance.